AUGGGUAUCAAGAUAGUUGGCAAAUAUCCUAAGGAAACUGUAGAGUCAGAAUUGAGAGAUCAAUGGGUUGAACUGUGUCAUUAUAAGGUGCCAUUGAGGAAGCUAACAUGGGUAGGAGGGAAAAUAGAUCUCAGGUUGGAUCCAAAUAUGGGAAUUCUUGAGUUUUCACUGUUUAACAUACCAAUAUUUGAGUUUGAAGAUGGUUUUUAUAUGUUGCCAGGACAUUCCGAAUAUUUUGUUAAGGGUCCCCCUAGACAAAUGCCACAAGGUAGUAUUAAGCAAUCUUUCACGUUCAAUGGGUUGUUGAAGCUUAAUAAGAUAUUACAGUACAUCUCUCAGGUCAGAUGCGAGACUACUGAUGUUGCAAAACUGAUGGAGGAUCGUUAUUCGAUUCUUACCCAAGACUAUAUAUAUUUCAAAGAAUGCAUAGAGCAUUAUAAGGAACGGAUACGAAGAUCGAAAGAAAAUCUAGAAUUGAUUCGGGCCCAGCUGAAAAAGGAGUCCGAUUGCGUUUCCGCGUCAAGUUCACAGACAUCAAUAUCUAUCAAUGACGAUUACGGUUCGGAAUAUUCGACCUUUGCACAGGAUAAGGCCAAAUUCAACUUGUUGCAGGCCAGAAAGCUAAAACAAUCCAUUGAUAUCAUUGAUCAUCUUAAGAUACCAGACUUCAUUGACUUAGGCAGGUCCAAAGUGGAGGAUAAUGCAUUUUACAUCGAUUUUAAGUUUGUUGAUUUCGAAAACAUUUUAGCGUCACCGGAUAAGGAACUCCUAAAUUGUAAAUUAGGGUACUACUUACUCAUUAUGAAAAUCAUAACUCAGAAAAUUCUAUUUAUUCCUUUACCGCAUGCUCUAUCAUUCAUGGGAAGCAAUUCUUUAGUUGAUGGUGAACUACCAUUUUAUGCACUAACAAAAGCAAACCAACAGCAUAAUAGUAAGUUAAAAAUGGCAACUGCAAGGUUCAAUAUAAACGUCAAUCAGCUCAGGCAGUAUAUGGAACACCAUCGCUGA
This is a messenger RNA of Kluyveromyces lactis, 1008 nucleotides long. It is a transcript of the gene VPS38, whose product is annotated as Vps38p. The transcript has a single exon. The record is from RefSeq and is a predicted model, not a curated record. Bases 1 to 1008 code for a protein of 335 amino acids. Lineage: Eukaryota; Fungi; Ascomycota; Saccharomycetes; Saccharomycetales; Saccharomycetaceae. Gene Ontology annotation, cellular component: phosphatidylinositol 3-kinase complex, class III, type II.